AUGUCUCCUGCUAUUAAGAACCAAGAGCCUAAUCUGGACAUUAGCUUCCAAGACUACCUGGUCUUGUCAAAGCUCGUUUUCGACUGGGCAGAUAGCUAUGAUGCCAAGGACUGGGAUCGUCUGCGCAGCAUAAUUGCUCCAACUUUGACGGUGGACUACACCAAGAUUGGACUCCGAAGAUGGGACGACAUGUCAGCGGAUGAUUAUAUGGCCAUGGUGACUCACCCUGGAUUUCUGGGUGACCCCACUGUAAAGACACAGCACUUGCUUGGUCAAACUUGGUGGGAGAAGAUCUCCGACACUGAGGUUAUCGGUCAUCACCAGCUUCGUGCAGCGCACCAGGUGUAUACCGAUGCGGAUUUAAAAGAGGUCAAGCUUCGUGGGCACGGCCACGCCACCAACGAGCACUACUACCGAAAGGUCAACGGAGUGUGGAAGUUUGCCGGCCUCAAGCCCAAUGUGCGGUGGAAUGAACUGCGGUUCGACGAUGUAUUCAAGGGUCUGGACUGA
Penicillium pulvis is the source of this 510-nucleotide messenger RNA. RefSeq names its product scytalone dehydratase arp1 (gene arp1). Gene Ontology annotation, biological process: melanin metabolic process. NCBI's taxonomy places the organism in Eukaryota, Fungi, Ascomycota, Eurotiomycetes, Eurotiales, Aspergillaceae. The record is from RefSeq and is a predicted model, not a curated record. The transcript is spliced from 4 exons. Gene Ontology annotation, molecular function: scytalone dehydratase activity. The coding region runs from base 1 to 510 and encodes 169 amino acids.